Messenger RNA from Anopheles moucheti, 3864 nucleotides. It is a transcript of the gene Hnf4, whose product is annotated as hepatocyte nuclear factor 4-gamma. Gene Ontology annotation, biological process: regulation of transcription by RNA polymerase II; anatomical structure development; cell differentiation. The transcript has 7 exons. Lineage: Eukaryota; Metazoa; Arthropoda; Insecta; Diptera; Culicidae. The coding region runs from base 1269 to 3080 and encodes 603 amino acids. Gene Ontology annotation, molecular function: nuclear receptor activity; RNA polymerase II cis-regulatory region sequence-specific DNA binding; nuclear steroid receptor activity. The record is from RefSeq and is a predicted model, not a curated record. Gene Ontology annotation, cellular component: nucleus.
AUGAGAUAUUAUAAAAAGUUCUGGAGAACGAUUUAAGAAGAUGUGGGCGAUUUAAUACACUCUUGCAAAUGAAGCGUUUAACAGUGAUAAACCCCCGGAAGAUGUCCCAUCUGUAGAGGAAAAGAUAUGCACCAACAAACAAAUAUAAGCCAACCCGUUUAUCGCCAGUUCUAUCAACAUCAAUUUUCCAAUGUAACAAAGUGAAUCAAACGGUCGCACGCUAACGGAGUGAUGACAUGGUUCACUAGCUUCAUAUCACAAUGACAAUAUGUUAGGAGAAUGAGCACAAACUGAACGCACAACGAGAAGAUCACGUUGACGAUUGUUUUACAAUUGAGCAAAAAGAUCAUGUGUGCACUAAGCACAGGAAAAGAAACGUUAGUUACCUUCCCCUCGAGAUUUGUCAUUAAUCAGUUUCAUCUGCUUCUCCAUGUGCAGGUCCUUAGAGAACAUGAAAAGCAUUAUCUGCUGGGAUUCUAGGAAAAAUGCAAACAUUCAAUAUUUUAAGAAUUUCAUUUGGAAGUUGGCUUCGAACCCAUUUUUUAUGAGCUUGUGGAUGUUUGUGCGUGUUAUCUUGUAAAACUAAAUGACCACUCUCUCCCAUUGUAUUUAAAAAACAUGUUGUUUUCUUAUAUAAAUGGAUUAUUUUCUCCUAUUGUCCAAAACUGCCUUUUUUGUUUGUUGGUAGUUGUGAAUAACUGACCAAUUAAAAUGGCAUAUUCUUGUUCCAUCUCUUGUGAGAAAAGGGGUGAAAAAGAUAAGAGAUAAGGCCAGGCCAAAAAAUACCGUAGUCCGUAUAGAUGAAAAGAUGAAGCGAAAGAGUUGGAAAGAGAUUGUUGCGUGCCAAGGCAGAACGAUCAAAAACCAACACUCGUUCAUUGCCCGCGUAAUCGGCCGGUACUGUCCGGAGCGAGGCGCUGAUUAGCUCUGGUCAUCUCUUGAGACACACAGUAUUGAUCCCGAGAUUUCCAAUCGCGUGAGACAACGAAGGGAGCCGUAAGGAAGAUCUAGCGUUGGUUGUGUGAGGUGCUGGUCCGGUGCCAAAUAGUGGAGGGAAUCUCUAGUGCGUUGAUGUGUCGCGCACAUAAUCAGCUAUCUGAACCACCACAUUCAGUAGAACCACACCGUGUACGAACACUAGCGAAAAAAGGAACUUGCGCCACGACGUCGACGAACCGCGUACCCUGGCACUGUUGCAUCCAGUGUCUACGAGUGCCACAGAGGAUCGUUGGUGCUUUUAAUCGUCGAAUCGUGUAGCUCUGUACUGCAUGAUGAUGCAGUUUUUGCCUCUUACAGAAUGUGUACCACUGCUCGCGAGCCAAUAUGCUGCUAUCAAGAUGUCUAACGCCGGAAUAGAAUACAGCGAGCUAAACGACCGCACGAAAGGAAGCCACGACAGCCCGAGCCACACGUCCGAUACGGCUUAUGAAUCAUGUCUAAGUCCCCUUCAGCCGAACGAUAGUAGCAGCUUCAAUGCAAUCAAUGUGUGCGCGAUCUGCUGUGAUCGUGCCACUGGUAAACACUACGGUGCCGCUUCUUGCGAUGGAUGUAAGGGAUUUUUUCGACGGAGCGUAAGAAAGAACCACACCUACUCCUGCAGAUUCUCCCGAAACUGCGUGGUGGACAAAGACAAAAGGAACCAGUGUCGGUAUUGUAGAUUGAAGAAAUGCUUCAAAGCUGGCAUGAAAAAAGAAGCGGUCCAAAACGAGCGGGACCGUAUAAGUUGCCGCAAGCCAAGCACCGAUGAUAAGAACACCAUCAGCGGACUGUCGGUGAAGUUUUUACUUCGAGCAGAAAACUUCAGCCGCCAUUUUGGGGCCGCUUUGGACGAGACGAAUGAUGCUGAGGAAGCGGACCUGUCAUCGAAGCGCUUCGCCAGCAUCAACGAUGUAUGCGACUCGAUGAAACAACAGUUGUUGAUAUUGGUCGAAUGGGCCAAAUCGAUCCCUGCGUUCGCCGAACUACAGCUGGACGAUCAAGUUGCACUUCUGCGAGCGCACGCCGGUGAACAUUUGCUGUUGGGGCUGUCGAGGCGAUCCAUGCAUUUGCAGGAUAUGCUGUUGCUGGGGAACAAUUGCAUCAUUACGAAGCAGUGCCCGGAUGCGAACAUGUCACCGAAUUUGGACAUUUCCCGUAUCGGGGCACGCAUCAUCGACGAGCUUGUGAGUGCCAUGAAAGAAAUACAAAUCGACGAUUCAGAGUUGGCCUGCAUAAAGGCGCUAGUGUUUUUCGAUCCGAGUGCAAAAGGACUGAACGAACCCGCCAAGAUUAAAUCACUCAGGCAUCAGGUUCUAAAUAAUCUUGAAGAUUACAUAUCAGACAAACUGUAUGAUUCGAGAGGAAGAUUUGGAGAGAUUCUGUUGCUAUUGCCAGUGCUUCAAUCGAUAACGUGGCAGAUGAUUCAACAAAUAGAGCUUGCCAAAAUGUUCGGUGUUGCACAUAUUGAUAGCCUUCUGCAGGAAAUGCUGCUAGGAGGUGAUGCUAUAGAUACCUCAUCGACGAUCACCUCACCGAUAAAUAUGAUGAACACUAACAACAGUCCAUCUGAUUCGUGUGAUACGACGCAUCUCGCUACCACAAUGAGCACGGCCGUGGACCAUGAAACGCAAGACCCUCUAGUACAAAUGUCGUCCCUAAACGGACCCAGUUACGGUGGCGAUCCCGACAAUUUGCUCAUAUCGCCGAUGGACACGGUUCCCGGUGGAAACAGUUACUGUUCCCGUAAAACAACCGGACAAACGACGCCCGAUUCCUUAAAUGGACAGCUACAUGGGCCGAGAAGUGGUGAUGGAGUUGACGUCCCGGCAGACGUUAGCUAUAUGCAACAUCAAACACAUCAAGGCCAAACGCAGCAGCGCCAUGUGACGACCAGCAAUUCAACGGAUGCGCAUGUGACGGUAGCGGACAUAUACUUCCACGCGCCAACGAACAUAGGUCCACCGUCGUCGUUGCAGCUCGAUAGUGACGUGGCAAUGUACAACAACAACAGUCUGAACUGCUGUCAAGGCGGAAUGAUCCAUACUGGCAAGAGUUGCGAGGUGGUGAAAAUCGAAACCAAACGGGAACCGGAAAAUGCCUAACACCAAAAUCUUCCCUUGCCUUCUUCUAGCCCAAAGCUAUCAGCUAGCAUAGCCAUUAAGAGCGAUGUAAUAUGGAUCCCAUGUGCAAUGUUAGGGUAAAGCAUAGAACUCGAUUGAUAUUUACCGUGCUGCAGGUUAGGAAUGCCAUGUGCAUCUGACUUCUAUUAAGUUGGUUUUCGUUAAAUUUGUUUUUACAUUACUUUCUUUGUUAAAAUAGGUUCUAAUUUUUGUAUUUUUUUGUUGGAUAUCUGUCGGUUCUUCGGUUAUGGGAAAUUGUGACAAUGUUAAGCGCGGCACAAUCAGCAAACUGGAAGCUAUGAAGUUGUGAGUUUUUUACACAAGUUUUAUCCCUUCCUACUGUGCUUUGGCGUAGCUAAUAUUUUGUAGGUGUGAUGGUUUUUUCCUUCUUAGUUUUCUUAUAUAAAUGGCAAGAAAGUUAGGAACCAAUGUUAUAAUUGUAAGAAUAACAAUGCUAGUAAUAGUAAUAUGAAAACAAAAGUCAAACUCAUUCUGUGAGAUGUAGGUUUUUUGCUGUACAUAUACAACAGGGUGGUGUGCAUUCGGGCGGUGAUUGUUAUACUCUUUGCGUAGUUUAGGUAUUUAGGAUUCUAGCGCCACUAUUCCUCCCUCAUUUUCCUCCUUCCACACCCCAUAUGAUAUAUGAUCCAAUGUGACGUAAAGGAAACUUCUAUAGACUUGUUUUUCUCUUCUGUUUUCUGGGACGAAAAGUGCAAAUAAAACGACUGUUAUUUACUGUUUCCAGUUCGGGCAGCGAUGCGGUGCU